CUUGCAUAAAAACGGAGCGCGUUGACUUGGACGUGGCAAGGGCUUAUUACUCCGGACAACCAACCACAGCGUAUAUACCACACUCUUCAGUCUUUCGGAAGGUCAUAUAAUAUUCAAAAAGGCAAGGACAUGGCUGCAACGUCAAGCGACACAGGUCUCGUAGAGUCCAUAGGCGCUCUUUCUCUAGGACAGGAACCGCGCUCUCUGCGUCAAGAAUUCAGGCGGGGAACAAAGCUAUAUCGCAUGCUCGAGGACUCUCCCCUCUCGGCCUCGGACGAGGCUUUCCAGGCGUCUCUCAAAGAAACCCAGGCAUCUUUGACGCGGUGUGCAGCACUAGUCCAAAGACUGGGUGUGUUCAGCAACAACGAGAUUUUAGAGGAUGUCAACACGAAAGACUUAAGAUACGUACUUGUGGACGCAUACCUCGCGGAUGUCAUCGUCAAGAACGUUGGAGGGGAUCGGGAAAACACGCUCAAAGCCGCGAGUCAGCGAUUGGAGCUCUUUUUGGGGCAAUGCGAGCAAUUGGAAAUCCUCUCCAAAGAGGAUAAGGACUAUCUCGAAAACGACAUUCAACUAGAUAAGGCAAAAAAGGCGUUCAACCCCGCCAAGCAACGUGAACAAAAGAUUUUAAGAUAUAAGCGAGAGAAAAAAGCUAAGGCAACUUUGGAGGAGUUGGAGUCUCAACUGGCAUUACAAUCAAAAUCAGCCGGGAAAAGAGGAAACGAAAUAGACGACGAAGACGCGGAUGACGACUCGUAUGAUGAUGAUCUAAUGAGGGCCAUCAUACUAGCAACCAUCGACAUCUACAUACAGAAGUCCUUGGAAGCAUUGCGAAUGAUCGGAGAGGAACUCGAGCUUCUUCGCAAUAAGGCCCCAUCGACACGGUCAUUGUCCAUGAUGGAUAACUCUAACAGGGUAGAGGCAAAAGGUCAAGGACAAAGUCUGCGCUAUGCUGGCGGGGCGGGCCCGCUGUUGGGAGGAAAGGGUGAAGUUCUCCGACCCUUUGUGAUUACCUCACAACGUGAGGCCGUGCGGAGUAAAGUGUUUGGAUACGGACAUAACCUGCCAACCAUGUCGGUGGAAGAGUACCUGGACAAGGAGAUGGAGCGUGGCAACAUCAUAAGCGGUGGAGGGAAAAUGCCCGAAGCCAAAAUCACUGAUGACAAUGAUGAAGCGGCCGUCGAUGCCGAGACUUACAAAGCCCGUGAGUGGGACGAGUUCAAAGAUGUAAACCCGACGGGAUGGGGCAAUCGCCACAACAAGGGAUAGACCACGCUUAUGGAGGGGGCUCGUCGGACGUCUCGUUCGACGCACUCCGACGAUUGAUUAGAAGCGGCGUAGUUGCAUGCCCGACUUCGAAUUAGGUUUCUUAGAUAGCCUAAGGCAGACCUAUGCGCGUUCU
Messenger RNA from Fimicolochytrium jonesii, 1402 nucleotides. RefSeq names its product TAP42-like protein. Gene Ontology annotation, cellular component: cytosol. Gene Ontology annotation, molecular function: protein phosphatase 2A binding. Bases 130 to 1269 code for a protein of 379 amino acids. Lineage: Eukaryota; Fungi; Chytridiomycota; Chytridiomycetes; Spizellomycetales; Powellomycetaceae. The transcript is spliced from 5 exons. Gene Ontology annotation, biological process: regulation of signal transduction; regulation of dephosphorylation. The record is from RefSeq and is a predicted model, not a curated record.